CAAUUAACUCAGGUCAAUCCAAGUAGAUUGCCCCAAAACAACCACACAUACACAAUCCAUUCAGUGCACGGCGACUGCCUAUCUACGUCAAGAUGGCGGGCGUACAGCACUACCGCAUGGCGUUGGACCCGGCCAUCCAGAAGCUGGGAACCAUGACCACGAACCGUCACCAAUACUUCCGAUGGACUGCCCGAAGCGCUCGUAUCAAUUUCGCAUUCGUCGUUGCCGUACCGACUAUCCUCGGCAUCAUUGCAUACAAGGCCGAUGGCAAGUGGGAUUUCCGUGCGAAGAGGAAGGGCGACCUUAUCAGUGAAUUUUAAAGGAUGUUCGUAAAAGAGAAACGGGGACGAUUGUAUAUAAGGAUAAAUGCAUUGUGGAAAUUCAAUAAACUUGGUCAACAAAUGAACCUCCGCGUCGGUUGAGGAAUACCACCAUGUGCCUGG
This is a messenger RNA of Hypoxylon trugodes, 443 nucleotides long. Its product is annotated as NADH:ubiquinone oxidoreductase 6.6kD subunit. NCBI's taxonomy places the organism in Eukaryota, Fungi, Ascomycota, Sordariomycetes, Xylariales, Hypoxylaceae. The record is from RefSeq and is a predicted model, not a curated record. Bases 93 to 320 code for a protein of 75 amino acids. The transcript is spliced from 4 exons.